AUGCUUUCGAAGUUGCACACAAUUUGGACAAAAACUCAAGCGGCCGAGGGGUUCGCCAGUUCAAGACUUCCCUUCUUCAAAGGCUUGAACAGGAAAAGGAGGGAAAAAAGCGAUUUACGCGAGCUUCGCCGUGUGUAUCGGGUGUACAAGGACUAUAUCAUCAAACAUGGUGGAGAAUAUACACAAGAAACAAGAGAGAAGCUGAUGAAAGCACGCGCGAUUGCAUCCGUUUUGUUCGAAGUACUUAGUACAGUUACCUCUGCAGCAGGUUCUCAGGCUCUUGCUGAUGCUGAUCACUCGAGGUCCGAAUUUUAUGUGCCGUAUAACAUUCUUCCUCUCGAUCAAGGAGGAGUUCAUCAGGCGAUAAUGCAGCUUCCUGAGAUAAAAUGUGCAAUAGCUGCUGUUCGUAACGUUCGAGGAUUGCCUUUCUUGGACGAUUUCAAAAGCCGCCAGGCGUACAUCGAUUUGUUCGAUUGGCUUCAAUUUUGCUUCGAAUUUCAGAAAGGAAAUGUGGCCAACCAGAGGGAGCAUUUAAUCCUCCUGCUGGCUAAUACACAUGUUCGAAAAGCUCACAAACAAACACGAAAGUUAGAAGAUGGAGCUGUGGAUGAGCUUAUGAAGAAAUUCUUCAAGAACUACACGGAUUGGUGCAAGUUUCUCGGUAGAAAAAGCAACAUUCGGUUGCCGUAUUUAAAACAGGAAGCCCAACAGUAUAAACUUCUGUAUAUAGCGCUUUAUCUCUUGAUAUGGGGAGAGGCUGCAAACUUAAGGUUUAUGCCGGAAUGUCUUUGUUAUAUAUUUCACCAUAUGGCAAGUGAACUUCACGGCAUGUUAACUGGUGCUGUAAGUUUAACGACUGGAGAAAUAGUGAAGCCAGCAUAUGGAGGAAAACCCGAGGCUUUCUUAACUGAUGUUGUUUGUCCGAUAUACGAAGUUAUUUGUCAGGAAGCUAUGAAAAACAGAAAUGGGACAACCGAUCACUCGACGUGGAGGAACUAUGAUGACUUGAAUGAAUUUUUCUGGUCUCCCGAGUGCUUCGAGUUGGGUUGGCCCAUGAAUUCGAAUCACGAUUUCUUUUUUGUCGACACUUCGAAAGAUGACAAAGAGAAGAGAACUCGAACACCAAACAGAAGUCGUGAAGAAGAGAAAGAUGAAAACGUUAGAGAUGUGGAAAUGGGAGCCAAUGUUGUUAAACCCCAAGAACCAAAAUGGCUCGGCAAGACGAAUUUUUCCGAGAUCCGUUCAUUUUGGCAGGUUUUCAGAAGCUUUGAUAGAAUGUGGAGCUUCCUUAUUUUAUCCCUGCAGGCAAUGAUAAUUAUGGCCUCACAUGAAUUGGACUCUCCUUUAAAACUGCUCGACACGACUGUACUCGAAGAUGUCAUGAGCAUUUUCAUAACAUCAGCUGUACUUAAACUCAUCCAAGCAAUUCUUGAUGUAGCCUUCAAAUGGAAAACGAGACGCUUGAUGGACUCCACUCACCGUAAAAAAGAUUUGCUCAAGAUAAUCGAGGCGAUUAUGUGGACCAUUGUUCUUCCUAUUUAUUACUCGACUUCUAGAAGAAAGUAUACGUGUUACUCUACGCAAGAUGAUAAUUGGAUAAAGGAAUGUUGGAAAAUAUAUCGAGACUUCUAA
Messenger RNA from Striga asiatica, 1632 nucleotides. The record is from the annotation of a GenBank genome assembly. NCBI's taxonomy places the organism in Eukaryota, Viridiplantae, Streptophyta, Magnoliopsida, Lamiales, Orobanchaceae.